AUGGCCUUGACCCAGGAAAUGUGGGACCAAGCCAUCACCAAGGGCAUGAUCAUAUGGCAGAAAAAUGGGCCAUCCAUUGACACAUCCACGACUAAGGCCACCCAGCCGCUACCACGCAUACCAAUAACUACAGCCCCUAUCCCUCCAAUAUCCCAACAUCUUGAUCCAAACUUGAUCAGUGAACCCAAUAUCCCACUUGGCCCCACAUCAACCCACAGAGGUCAUCACCCAUUGGACCCGGUGGUAAUCCCUGCAGUAAAACAACUAUCACACAAAUCAACAACAACCCAUCCAUCAAACCACCAAACAAGAAGAUCCAGUGUCAGCAAUCCUCUCCGACCUAACCCUAGUUUAGGCCACGAACAACUGGCCCCCCAGCACCAACCAAAUCAUCCUGGAACAACCAGAUAUUCCACUCAGGAAGAUGCGUUUGCCCGACAAUAUCAUCUCUUGAACUUGUACACAGAUCCUCAGAGUGCACAGGCCCACUAUCCAUAUGCCAUGAACACACCCAGCACAGCCCAAGCCCAAUCAAGCCACUGGUCACAUAUCACACCAAGUCCAAGCAAUGAGGCCCAACCCAAUGGAAUGCCAUUAUUCACGCCUGGACCCAGGAGAUUGAGCAUCACUGAGUCAAUGAAAAUCAACCCACCUGCAGGCCCCUCACAAAAAAGAAACUCAGAGCAUCUAUCACCACAUGCACCCAGAACACUGAGUACAUCAUCCAUAUUCAACAAUUUGCAAUCCCUUAACCACACCCAAGAUUCUGCCACAAAUCACCCAAAGCCAUCCCCCACAUUGAACACCUCUGCAUUUCAGGACAGCCCCACACCCAGACCUCAAUCCUAUUCAGACCAAAAACCACCCAAGCCCCCACCAGAAAUCAACACCCCCACACACAAGACAGCCCCCACACCCAGGGCUCAACCAACAACCCUGAAACCCUUAAAAGACAGCCAAUCAGCCAAAUCCAAGAACCCACCAAAAACCAAUGAAUCACGAUUAAGAGGUCACAACAAACCACUGGUGAGCCCAAUGGCCCCCAAAGAUCAUGCAACCAAAACACAAGCUCCUGGCCCCCCAAAUAAAAUCAAAGUCAGUAAACAACCUAAUAUUGUCAGUAAAUUAAUUGGGCCUCCACCCUAUCCACCUGUCGAACCUCAAUACAUAAAACAACUCCCCAAACAUAUCCAACCUUAUGUGGACCAGAUUAUCAAUGUCAAGGGGGACGGGCACUGUGGGUUCAGGGCCGCUGCAUACUGUCUGGGAAAAGGAGAAGGCCAAUACAUGGAUAUACGCACCCAAGUGGUGAAAGACUUGCAGGACAGGCGUCUUUACUACAACCGACAAGAUCCAACCCUGGACGUAGAAGAAACAAUCAAUAUUAUUAAUGUUAAAGACCCAGGGCCGUGCGCAGAAUAUCAUUGGAUGAGCAUGCCUUCUAUGGGCAGACCCCUUGCCAAUGCUUUCCAAACCGCGGUAAUUUUUUAUUCAAACUUAUGGAGUGAAACUUUCUUUCCCGACUUUGCUUAUCCAAAUGAUAAAAAACCCAUAAUUAUUGCAUUAAUACCUAGUGCUAAGCAUUUUGUGGCAGUAACAUUCAAGGAUGAAGCCCUCUUCCCUGCCCCCAGACCUAUAGGCACACACCGUAUCCCUUUUUCUGUUGCACAUAGUGCUUGGCAAAGCAAGUAUUCUAAAUGCAUUGCCUUGUAUAACUCAUUGAAGCCAUAG
Puccinia graminis f. sp. tritici CRL 75-36-700-3 is the source of this 1731-nucleotide messenger RNA. RefSeq lists its product as uncharacterized. NCBI's taxonomy places the organism in Eukaryota, Fungi, Basidiomycota, Pucciniomycetes, Pucciniales, Pucciniaceae. Bases 1 to 1731 code for a protein of 576 amino acids. The record is from RefSeq and is a predicted model, not a curated record. The transcript has a single exon.